Messenger RNA from Cimex lectularius (bed bug), 2289 nucleotides. RefSeq names its product DNA primase large subunit-like. Gene Ontology annotation, biological process: DNA replication, synthesis of primer. NCBI's taxonomy places the organism in Eukaryota, Metazoa, Arthropoda, Insecta, Hemiptera, Cimicidae. The record is from RefSeq and is a predicted model, not a curated record. The transcript is spliced from 9 exons. Gene Ontology annotation, cellular component: alpha DNA polymerase:primase complex. Bases 181 to 1686 code for a protein of 501 amino acids.
UGCACCCCAGACCAAAUUAAAAGCACUAUGUUCCUACUUCCUAGUGUCCUGUUACCUUUACCUAUCAGACCGCGCAUGCCUAUUCCGUAACACUUCGCGGCAUUUGGCGGGAAUCCUACACAGCAGCCGGCAGUGUUAAGGUUCGACUUUUGAGUUUGUUGUUUAGGACAGUCGGUCGUAAUGGAUUUUCGCCGUGUCGUAUCUCGUAAAAGUAUUAUUAAACCCGUCGAUAAAGAGAUCAGCGAAUUAUAUCCCCAUGACCUCUCUUUGUACGAACUUCCACCUAUUUUUGAAGUCACGUUUGCCGAAUUGGAACAAAGCGCUGCCGAACGACUGGCUGUUCUUCAAACCAUUGAUGAAGUGUCGUCAAGGGGACUUAAAGGGGAUGAAUGGCGAAAAGCAAUAACAGAUGACCUCAAAAAACAAGGAUUGAGAGCAUUCUGCAAACUGAUAACUUCGACUUCACUUGGAAGUGCUGAAGCAGAUUUUAGCCAGAGAAGACGUGAUCAUAUUUCCCAUUUCAUACUCCGCCUCGCCUACUGUGAAACUGAAGAUAAAAGGCGUUGGUUCAUCUCUAAAGAAGUCGAUCUAUUUAAGUUGCGAUGGAUGCACUUAAAUUCAAACAGUCGUAAUGAAUUUCUAAAAAUCAAUAAUUUAAAUUAUGAAAUGGUUGAAGAAGAAGAAAAAAAAGAGCUAGUCAAACUAUCAGAUGGGAUGGUUACUUUUUCUAUUGAUUAUUUUAAAGUCAAUUUCAUAUUUGUAUCUGAUCUAGUGAGAAUGAGGAAAGUAUUCUUGUCCAAAGGAAUCGCCUACAUUACACAUGAAGAUAUUAUAUCCGUCGUAACAUCAUCAUUUAGAUCAAAUCUAGCGCAGAGUCUUGCAUAUGCAAGCAGAAGGAUUCACAAUCUGUGUGAAGAUUCGAGGAUACAAGGGAUUAUAAAAGGAGCAGGAAAAACUGAACGAGAAGUCAAUUACAGCGUUUUUGAAAAGAAAGAGAAAAUACAAAUUGGAAAUCUUGAUGCUCUUUCUAAAAUUUCAUUUCCUCUCUGCAUGCAACGUUUGCACGAGAGAAUUAGGACUGAACAUCACCUUAAACAUUAUGCUAGGAGGCAGUAUAUUUUAUUUUUAAAAGGGAUAGGCGUGACUAUGGAUGAUGUGCACAAGUUUUGGAGAACGGAGUUCACAAAGAAAAUGGAUGCUGAAAAGUUUGAAAAAUCAUAUGCGUAUUUUAUCAGACACAGUUAUGGCAAAGAGGGUAAAAGGGCAAACUACUCCCCUCUGAACUGCAUGCAGAUAAUCAACGGGAGCGUCAGUUCUGGAGAGUUUCAUGGCUGUCCUUUUAAGCACUUAGAGCCCACGGCUUUGAAGAAAAUUGUAGAAAAGAAUGGAAUUAAUUUCAUGGGUGUGGAAGAGAUUGUGAACUUGGCUAAAAAAGGCCAUUAUCAACUGGCUUGCAGUUCGUAUUUCAAACACGCACACAAUUCAGAGGAAAUAGUCGUGAACCACCCUAAUUAUUAUUUCGACGAAAGUCAAAUGGUGCUAGGGAACAAGAUUAUUAAAAAGGAAGAUAAAGGAUCUAAACAACCAGUUCAACCGAAAGGCAGUUCUCAAAAUACGAAUGUACAGAACCAAUCUGUUGAUGUUUGGGAAGAAAUGGAUAUAGAUUUCUCUACUGUUGUAACUUAAUUUUUAUGUAGUUCAAACUAAAAGAAUAGUUUAUAUACAGAAAAAAUAUAUAUACUUUUAAACAAUUAUGAUUAGAAAAUAUUCUACUUCAUUUUGUAUCAAAAUGUAAAUACUUAAACCUGAAAAACCUAGAGAACUAUAUUUUUGAUUGUAAUGCAUUUCAUUGAUAAAUUAAUAGUUAAUUUUUAUAUACUACUAUGAACCUAAAAAUUAAUUUAAAGAGAAAACUGGUAUCUAGAAUUUUAUAUUGUACAUAUUUUGUAUUUUUGAAAUCGAGCGAAUGUGUAAAAUAUUGUUUAAAUCUUGUUCAUUUUAAAUAUUAUGUUUGUCAUCUAAUUAUUCUGCAUAUGAGUGUGAUAAAUGUCAUAAGUUUUAUUAUAACACCAAUAUUUGAUGCAAAUUUUAAAAAUUGGUCGCAAUGAUUUACUACUGUAUAGCAAAAAUAUUUAUAAGGAAUACUAAACAAAACUGAUGCUUAUAAAAAAAGCAUUUUAUUUAUUAAUUGAACAUGUAAUUAAUUAUCCCCUUGUUACAUUUUAAGUCUUGCCUUUAAAUUUAGAGGACUAUUAUCAGAUUUUGGAGAAAAAAAUUAAUAAAAUGGGA